Pelodiscus sinensis (Chinese soft-shelled turtle) is the source of this 7269-nucleotide messenger RNA. Lineage: Eukaryota; Metazoa; Chordata; Testudines; Trionychidae. The record is from RefSeq and is a predicted model, not a curated record.
UUGCACCAGCUGGGGAUCAGAGCAGAAAGAAAGAGCACAAGAGUCAACAUGGCACGCAAAUAGCAGCUCCUGCCAUCUUGCGGAGCUGUGCCAGGGAGGUGUUGGACGAAGGGGGACCCCGCAGGGAGAACCCGGCAGAAUGAGGAAGUUCUGUGUCUGGUUCUGACACCAUGAAGGGCUACCAUGGGGAGCGCAGCCAAUCACAAAGCUCCACAGGGCAUCCUUGUCACUGCAUCCCGGAGGACUGUGACCAGCCCCUGGAUUACAUCCGCCACGGCCAGGAAUCCAGGCAGUCGUUCCUCCUCAGCCCCAGCGAGUCUUGUUCUUUGGACCACCGCUACUGCCCCUCUCGGAGCCCCGGGAUCCCCGCCGAGUGCUCGGGCGGGCCGCUGAGCCUGAGCGAGCCGCUCUCCGCCAGCAGCAGCAGCACCUUCCCCAGGAUGCCCCACCCGCUGCCGCAGUACGACUCCUGUGACGAGUGCAUGGCGGCCACCCACCCCUCCAGCAAGAUCAACCGCCUGCCCCCCAACCUGCUGGACCAGUUUGAGAAGCAGCUGCCGCUGCACCAUGACGGCUUCCACACGCUGCAGUACCAGCGGGCCAGCACCACGGAGCAGCGCAGCGAAAGCCCCAGCCGCAUCCGCCACCUGGUCCACUCCGUCCAGAAGCUCUUCGCCAAGUCUCACUCCCUGGAGGCGCCGGCCAAGCGGGAGUACAACGGCACCAAGGCGGAGGGCCGGGGGACGGGCCGGCACGGCAAGCGGAGCAAGAGCAAAGACCGCAAGCUGGACUCCCGGCACCGGCCCAAGAUGAUGGGCUGGUGGAGCUCUGAUGACAACCUGGACAGCGACAGCAGCUACAUGGUGUCUGGCCGGCACGCCGUGGACCAGGCCACCCAGUACUGCAUGGACGCGCCCGAAAGUGCCUUCAGAGACUUGAGCUUGAAGAGUCUCAAGACCGGGGGGGAGGGCAAGUGCCUGGCCUGUGCCGGCAUGUCCAUGUCGCUGGACGGCCAGACGCUGAAGAGGAGUGCCUGGCACACCAUGACGGUCAGCCAAGCCCGGGAGGCGUAUCCCAGCUCGGGAGGCAGCCAGGACAAAGGCUUGGCCCUUCCGGAGGCAAAGGCCAAAGACAGAGGCUACCAUUACCUUCAGGUGCCGCAGGACGAGUGGAGCGCCUACCCCGGGGCGGGGAAGGACGGCGAGAUCCCCUGCCGGCGGAUGCGGAGCGGCAGGCCCGGCUGCUUCCGCAUGCGGAGCCACAGCUACCUGCGGGCCAUCCAGGCGGGCUGCUCGCAGGACGACGACUGCCUCUCGCUCUUCUCCAUGUCUGCCCCGCCCAGGCCAGCCAUCACCAGCAGCAUCCUGAAGCCCAGCACCUCCUUCAGCUACAGAAAAGCGCCGCCUCCUAUCCCUGCAGGAAUGAAAGCCAAGCCCCUCAUCUCGAUCACGGCACAGAGCAGCACUGAGUCCACCCAUGAAAGCUACCUCCCCAGCGAGGUUGCCCGGAGCCCCUCGUGGUCCAAAGACGCCGCGGCUCGCUGCAACUCCACGGAGAGCUUGGAGAGCUCCAAGGUGACCGCCCUCUCCUUGGAUCUGCCACCAGUCCAGCCCAGGGGCUCUUCCAAGCCAUCCACACUCAUCAUCAAGGCCAUCCCAGGCAGGGAAGAGCUGAGGAGCUUGGCACGGCAGAGGAAAUGGCGCCCGUCCAUUGGAGUUCAGGUGGAGACGAUCUCUGAUUCCGACACAGAAAGCAGGAGCCAGAGGGAAUUCCACUCCAUCGGGGUGCAAGUGGAAGAAGACAAAAGGUACGGCUGGUUAAAUGCAGCUUUUAUCGCUGCAUCCCUCCAGGAGCAAGGCUCAGCGCAGCCCCAGCGCUGGCUUCAUUGUUUUCACACAAUCACGGUGGAGGUGCCCCGGCAGGACUCCUGGAUCGCCCGGGGCUCCCGCAGCCUCCCCGGCUCCGGAAGGGCCUCUCCCUGCCACCGGGACGGGGAGUGGUUCAUUAAGCUACUGCAGGCCGAGGUGGAGAAGAUGGAGGGCUGGUGCCAGCAGAUGGAGCGGGAGGCCGAGGACUAUGACCUGCCAGAGGAGAUUCUGGAGAAGAUCCGGAGCGCCGUGGGCAGCACCCAGCUUCUGAUGUCCCAGAAGGUCCAACAGUUUUUCCGACUCUGCCAGCAGAACAUGGACCCUAAUGCAUUCCCCAUGCCCACCUUUCAAGACCUGGCUGGAUUCUGGGACCUCCUUCAGUUGUCCAUCGAGGACGUCAGCUUGAAGUUUGCGGAGCUUCAACAGCUCAAGGCCAAUGGGUGGAAACUCAUUGAGCCCAAGGAAGAGAAGAAGGUCCCUCCUCCGAUACCAAAGAAGCCACCACGCUCCAAAGUGCACCCCGUGAAAGAACGCUCCCUGGACUCCGUCGACCGGCAGAGGCAGGAAGCCCGGAAGAGGCUCCUGGCGGCCAAGAGAGCAGCCUCCUUCCGUCAGAACUCAGCCACCGAGAGUGCAGACAGUAUCGAGAUCUACAUCCCUGAGGCCCAGACCCGGCUGUGAAGGGAGCCCCGGCUUUUCUACCUGUACUGGACAGAGGGAGUGCACAGCUCACUGUGAUGGCCAGGGCCUGAGCCGCAGGGGCAGCUCUGGGCCCACUCACAGCUUCUCGACUUUUUAUCGUCUCGUGAUUCAUGGAUCCGACGGUGAAUGAACGCAAGCUUGGUUCUGUCCUGCCCUCCUGCCCCUCCCUGCGGGGCCGGCUCCCCCGGGCCCCGAUCCUGCCUGCCCACAAACCCCUUUCCUGGCCUUUCCCCGGCCCUCUCCAUGAGCCCCCUCUCCGCCCUGAACCCUCUUCUGCCCUCCAUCUCCGCUCCUCCGUCUCCUCUUCCUGGCCCAUCUCCCCUGCCCUGCACACUCCCGUGCCCUCCCUUCCGAGCUCUUCUUACCUUUCUCCCUGCAGCUCCCUCUCCUCUAUGUCUCCCCCUCUCCUCUCCUCACACCCUCCUCUUCUUCCACUUCCCCCCUUCCCCCUCCGCACAGCUGAUUGCAGUGGGGGUGGAGGCAGGUCCCCCUUACCCUCCCGUGUGUCCUCUCCCCAUUUCCUCAGAUCAAUGCAAACAAAGCGUCUUUCAGGGGAAGCGCCGCCGAGCUCCUUCCAGCGGGGGAGCCUGUGCCAAAGCCACCAUUCCCAGCAGCCCGGCGGGCCGGCUUCCCUUGCUGGCAUGAGGCUUCGGGCCAUGGCAGGCACGAGGGGCGGUCUCUCCAUGCACCCCAGCCAUGGUUCGCUCUCACCCCUGCCUCUGGCCUGGGCACCUCGGGGAAUCCAGGGUCAUAGACCUCUAUACAUAUAUACAUAUAAUCGAAGGAAUAAAACAAAAACUACACAUGACCACAGCUGUGUUCCUGCUGGUGAGACUGGGAUAUCAGAUCAUCAGGAAUUCCGUGGCAGCAGCAAAACCAGUCCCUGCUUUCCCUUCAUGUACAUCGCCAGUAAGAAUCUGCUAUGAUUUCUCUUCUCUCUUCCUUCCUUUCCCUUCCUGCAAGCAUGACUCGCGGGACGGCGCGGGGGUGCGCCCGCUAGCCACGGAAGGUCAAAACUUGGUGGGUCACUUUAUUUUCCAUCCCUCUUCGAUUUCUCCACCAGCGGCUGGUCUGACUAGAUUAUCCUGGGAGUGAAAUUCGAGGGUGGUGGGGAGUGGUGGGGGGAACAAGUGUCUUGGGAGAGCUUCGUAAUCCUGUUGGGAAGCAGGGUUUGGAUUCUGUCUGGCAAGGGCUGGCAGAAGCCGAGGUCGUUGGGGUCGGUUUUGGGUUGAGUUUCCCUCACUGCUUCCUCCCUCCCGCUAAAAGGACAAGCCUGAUCUUUCGAGCAACCAGUGCAGAAGGCCAAGUGCAGGGCACUGGUUCUGACCCAUCUGCAUCUGGUUGAAAGGUACAGCUGUACCCCGGGGGCCAGGCUGGAGGAGACAGCGGGGAAUGACAACCCACCUUGCUGUAGGAGGAAGAGGACUCGCCCCUCCUAGGGUGUUACUGUGCUGGCUCCGUGCAUUGUAUGUGCUAUUAAGGAAGGCGAGAAAACCCGUGUAGCAGUUACCCCUGCAGAUGGCGAUCCGGCCCUAGCUUGGGUGAGGGCGCGUGUAAAGCGCUGGGCUGUCCGAAUGUCGCAGGGAUGCGGGGGCCAACUGCGGGGUGAAAAGCAGGGCCGGCGUGACUCGCCACCUCUGUUCUGUGCAAUGAUCGAGUUUCAGGGCUUUCAACCCCAGGGUCACCAACCCCUGGGACGGGGGUCUCAGCUAGGAGGGAGCGGGUUCUGGUAUGGAAAAUCUGGGGGAUGCCUGUGCAUGAGCAGCCGUGCCAAAGAUCGCACUGCACUCCCCGUGCAUUGAAGCGGGAGGUUCGAUUCCAGCCAGGCUGUGAUGGGGCUGGCCAUGCCGGUCCUGGCUGUCCAGCCUGUAAAGAAGCCCUUCCCAGACUGCAAAAGAACGGGAGCAGUAGGCAUUCAGGACUGAGCUGCGCCAACCCCAGGGAAGCCCACAGUCAUCUUGUCCUCCUCCCCCACCACAAACGCUCCCCAGCUCCUCUCCCUGCCCUGCAGCUCCCAGGGGCCUGCCAGCUUGGCCAAAGCCUCCCUUUAUUCCUGCCACCCAGCCCACACUGUCUCCCGGCCCGGGGACUCACCUGGGUUCACAGACGCCAAGCCAGGGCCCCUCCAUUGCAGCCCGGUGCCUUACAGAGCAGAGCAGAGAAAGAAAAUCCAGGGGGAAGCAUGCAGGGCCAAGACCCAGAGGCCUCACUAGAUUCAGCCUGACUAAGGACUGGGGCAGACCAGCAUAUUAGCCUUCAGUCUCUAUCUGGCCUAUAGCGCCCAGGGACAGCAGCUCCCGGUCACCGCGUUCCAGGAAUCACCCUCCUUUGUCAGUCUCUGUCGCACUCGCCUGCUGGGAAAGCAAAGCCCUGGAAGGGAAGGAAGGGCAAAUGGAAGGUUGCCGUGGUGAUGGCGGUGGUGGGGUUUCUGGCUCCUGGCUCGGGGCCUGCCAGUCGUCACCCUGAGCCUCAUGCAGCCCGUUACAGCACAGCGAGCGUGGAACGUGGCUGUUCUCAUGCGGUGGUGCUCCAACCCUGGUGGAAGAGAUGGGCCGGGGGGGGGGGGGGGUGAUGGAGGAUCAGACUGCUCUGUUCAGACCACGGCAGUGACAGUAACAGCUGCACCGGCUCCUGCCUGCCGGCCUCCCUGCUCUCCUCAGCAGAGGGGGAAACAGAGGCACAGGGAACCCCGUGGCAUAACUAAAGCUCCCAGCUCUUCCUCUCAGCAGAGACAGACCCCAGACAUGAGUGUGGGUCUGCCCUUCCCCCAGCUGAAUUCCUGCUCUCGGAGGUGCGGGUGGGAGGGGCAGAUGAGCGAUUGCAUUACAAGAGCCCCCUCCUCUAUGGCAGGAAGGACCUUUCAUCCUUCACAAUACAGCAUGCACAGUGCCCUGUCUGAGCCGUCCUUGGGCAGACACCGCAUAGGGCAUCCAAAAAUCUGGGGCCCCACCGGGACAGCAGGUAAGAGCGGGGCAGCUUCUCCACACCCAGCACGCUGCCAUCUCCUUAGGCAGGGACCGUAUUCCCAGGGCCGGAUGUGCUGGCAUGGCACAUUCUGUGUGAGGGAGAAGGUACGGUACGGGGGGGUCUCUGUGGGGAACUGUCUGUCUGCGGCCAUGAGGCGGGCCAGCUGGCUCAGUAUCCUGUCCUGCCACAUCCCCCCUCCCCCUGUUGGGCCGCCACAGGGUCUGCUACGUACAGAGCUCGGGGUGUGUCAACAAUGCCGGGGAGGGGUUCUUCUGGGGGCCCCAGUUUAACAAUACUGUCUGGGGCCCCAUAAAUCUGAAGGGCUGUGGUCGUGGGGAAUGCCCUCAGACUCAUGCUCUGUUAGAGGGAGGUGCCCUCUCUUCCCCCUUCUUCCCCCCAAAGCACAGUCGGUUCUAUCUGCCCUGAGGCCCGUAAGGCUGGGGAGGAGAGAGUUCUCCCACGCGGCUUGGGGUCCUGCCCUGGGAAAACGGGUAGGCCAGACUCACUGCCCUGUAGGGUCAAGGAAAAAACUCAGUGCUGCCUUCUCACAUUGCCCCUCCUUUGCAACCGGGGAGCCCCCUGCACUGUGAAACCCUUCCAGGGGGGACCCUCUUUUCUUGCCACCCCAUGAUUGUACCAGCUCUUGCUCCCUGCCCCCUCAGCCAUCUCAGAGAGACCCUGGUUCAGACAGGAACAGGACAGGAAAGAUCCCAAGAACAGUGGCUAAAGUGGCCACAAGGGAGGGUGCAGGGACACCUGCCACAACCUAGCUGGCCAGAUGGCUAGGAGAAGGAAUGUUUUUUAUGAGCAUACAGGGGGAGCUCCAUGGUUUGAGCAUUGGCCUGCUAAACCCACGGUUGUGAGCUCAGUUCUUGAGGGGGGCCAUUUAGGGAUCUGGGGCAAAUCUGUUAGGGAUGGCACUUGGUCCUGCUGUGAGGACUGGACUUGAUGACCUCUCAAGAUCCCUUCCAGUUCUAUGAAAUGGCAUAACUCCAUAUAUUAUAUUAUACAGCACCUAGUACUGUGGAGGCCCCCAUCCCAGACUGGAUCCCUCAGGUGCUCCUGAAUAGUUAAUUUCAGGCCCGGGGGAUGUCCUGCCUGGAGCAAGCUGGGAUAUCUCCUGGCAGCACCUGGGACAAGUAGGAUGUGAUGGGAGAUUCCAUAACCAUGCUGGGUUGGGUGGGCAGAGGGAGAAAAGCUUAAUUCUACCAAGAACAAUGCGCCAGUCACCUGGGGUCUGUAUAUCCCCCCCUUUGGAUGGGAUGGGAUGGGAUCCAUUGCACGACCUGGUGCUAAAACCUCCCCUGGCUUCUAUUGUACACCUGUCCUGUUGGAAGGGUUUAGAAGAAUCAUAUUAUGGCCCCAGAUUACUUGACUAAAAGAGAUGUUUAAAGGGGGACUCCAAUGAAUAUAUCCUGGAACAGAGACUCAUGAAAAAACACCCUGCGGCAAGAGACCUGGCCCAGCUGGGAGAGGCAGGAGUGUCCUUGCUCAGCAUCCAGUGCUCUGAAUGCUGCGGUCACUGUCCUGGCCAGGAAAGCAAGCAUCAGCUCGGUUCACCCGUUCUCUGCCUCCGUCCACACUUUAGUUCUUAGCAAUGUGCCUGGAAGGGGAAGCCCUUCCACUUGUAAGUUCUGUAAGACAAACAAUACUGUACAGUGACCGUGACACGUGGUUUCAUUUUUAUUGUAACAAACUUAGCCGUAUUGUAAUAAAGACGAUUCUUUGAUUA